AUGCGUGAUUUGAUGUGGUGCUCUGUCGAAGUGAAGACACACAAGCACAUCAGCACGCACACACGAGCCUUCUGUGUUGGUCAGUGGUGCUCACUGGGUGUGUUUGUGUUUGUGUUUGUUUGUUUUACUCUUUCCUUUUUCUUCUUCUCUUUUCGUUUUUCUUUGAAAGUGGAAGACGCGUUAUCGCAGGUGCGUGCCGUCUCAUUGCUGUUGCGUUAUCCUUUCUUAUUAUUAUUAAUCCGAAGCCCAGGAGAAAAAAAGAGUUAUAUGCGAAGGAGUCGAAGACGAUCAUGCGUGAGCUCUCGCGAAACAUAG
This is a messenger RNA of Leptomonas pyrrhocoris, 315 nucleotides long. RefSeq lists its product as hypothetical. The transcript has a single exon. NCBI's taxonomy places the organism in Eukaryota, Euglenozoa, Kinetoplastea, Trypanosomatida, Trypanosomatidae. The record is from RefSeq and is a predicted model, not a curated record. Bases 1 to 315 code for a protein of 104 amino acids.